GGCGUAGCCUGGUCCUUGUACAUGUAGGGGCGUAGCCUGGUCCUUGUUUCGGCUUAGAGCAUGGCGAUUUGCUCUAGGUUGUUGUCAUUGAGCAUUGGGCGAAUAGUAAAUUGCUUUGACAGCGACCGAACGUAAGUGCUUAGGGUACAGGGCAUGGCGAUUUGCUCUGAGUCAGGAAGACUGGAGACAGGUGGUCUCUUCCGAGGUCCUCCUGAUAUACUAAUCUUUUUUCUUUCAGAGGACAGAGCAGGGGAUUUUCUGCUCUGGGGCUGGGAGGACUGGAACUACUGGAAGUACCAGGGGGGUCUACCUGAUGUCUUACCUGGAGGUAUGGUCUCGGUACCUGUAGGCGAGCGAGGACGCUCGAGGGUCAGGAAAGGCCGUGUCAGAAAUGCUGAUUCUUGCAUAUCCCGAUCUCGCCGCCGCGCCGCCCUGGCCGAGCCAACUAAUAUAAACAAAUAGGAGACCAUGACCUAGAUCACCACCGAGAAGAAACAAGGAACAUUCUGACUGCAGAUUUAACUACGAACAGUCGCAUAAUUGUCGGGCUAUUAAAACUGUAAUAUUAAGUGAAUAUAAAAUUAUUGGAAUUCCGGAUUUUAUUUUAAUA
Molecule: messenger RNA, 610 nt
Organism: Anoplophora glabripennis (Asian longhorned beetle)
Lineage: Eukaryota; Metazoa; Arthropoda; Insecta; Coleoptera; Cerambycidae
Exons: 2
Coding region: 154-462 (102 amino acids)
Source: RefSeq, a predicted model, not a curated record